AAUCAUCCUCCUUUGAUUUAAAAUGAGUGGAUCGGGCAAAGGUCUACUUGGCUUGUGGUUGUAUAGAAAUGGCUCGGAUUGGGAAGUCAAAAAGGAAGCGCCCCAUCAUCCGAAGCUUGGGGAGAUGCGGCCGCAAACCCACGACCAGCAAGAGGGCGAGAGAAUUUCCGUAAUGUUCACUAUUAAGAAUCAAGUUGGUGGCCUGGUGCGGGUGCUGACGGUAUUCCAAGACCUUGGAAUCAAUGUACUUCAUAUUGAAUCGAGGAAAUCUGCAACCGAAAUGUCCGCUUCUGACAUUCUGGUUGACGUGGAGUGUGAUCCAAGGCUAAUGGAGCAGUUGAAAAGAAUGCUAAAACGGGAAGUUCAAGAUUUCGAGCUGGUUGCCACAAAUACUGGGGAUGAGUUCCCACCACCAACGCCAUUGUCGGCUGCUGCUAGUUUUGAUUUCGGUGAAAUGCCGUGGUUCCCUCGUAAGAUAUCUGAUCUGGACCGGGCUCAGAAUGUUCUAAUGUACGGUUCUGAGCUAGACGCUGAUCAUCCAGGAUUCAAAGACCCCGUUUAUAGAAAGCGUCGUGAACAAUUUGCUGCUAUAGCAAACAACUAUAAAUAUGGACAUCCGAUACCUCGUGUACAAUACACUGAAGUGGAAAUCAAAACUUGGGGUAUUGUGUUUCGUGAGCUGCACAAGCUGUAUCAAAAGCAUGCGUGUGAGGAAUACUUGCAGAACUGGCCUCAGCUUGUCAAAUACUGUGGCUAUAGAGAGGACAAUCUACCUCAGCUGGAAGACGUGAGUGCGUUUUUGAAGCGCAAGACAGGGUUUCAGUUGCGCCCUGUCGCUGGAUAUUUAUCUCCCAGAGAUUUCCUUUCUGGGUUAGCGUUCCGCGUGUUCCAUUGCACGCAAUACAUAAGGCAUUCUUCGGAUCCCUUUUAUACGCCAGAACCCGAUUGCUGUCACGAGCUGCUAGGCCACAUGCCGCUUCUUGCGAAUCCUAGUUUCGCCCAGUUCUCUCAAGAACUAGGUCUGGCAUCACUCGGCGCUUCUGACGAAGAUAUCGACAAAUUAGCUACACUUUACUUCUUCACCGUGGAAUUUGGUCUUUGCCGUCAAGCCGACGGUACAUUCAGAGUAUAUGGUGCUGGUCUACUUUCUUCUGUAGCAGAGCUGAAACAUGCGAUAUCCACUCCCGAUAAGAUCAAGAGGUUUGACCCAGAAGUCACGGUUAACGAAGAAUGCAUCAUCACGGCGUAUCAAAACGCUUACUAUUACACUGACUCUUUUGAAGAGGCUAAAGAAAAGAUGAGGGCAUUCGCGGAGAGCAUUCAGCGUCCUUUCGGUGUCCGCUAUAACCCGUACACUCAAAGCGUGGAGGUGUUGAGCAACGCGCAGAAGAUAACCGCUCUAGUCAGUGAACUGAGAGGCGACAUCUGCAUCGUAUCGUCUGCUAUAAAGAAAAUAUCGGCCCAGGAUUCGACGUUGGAUGUUGAGACUAUCGCGAAUAUGCUUCACACUGGCUUGCAGGUAUCUGAUAGAAGUCCCCAAAGUGCAUCUGGAGGAAGCUCACCUAAUUCUGAGAGGGGUCAAUCACCUCGACCAGAAAACUCUAAGUAAAUCUAUAUUGCAUUUGAAAUCGGGAUUAUCACUAACGGC
Molecule: messenger RNA, 1648 nt
Organism: Zerene cesonia (dogface butterfly)
Lineage: Eukaryota; Metazoa; Arthropoda; Insecta; Lepidoptera; Pieridae
Gene: Trhn
Product: tryptophan 5-hydroxylase 1
Exons: 10
Coding region: 23-1609 (528 amino acids)
Biological process (GO): aromatic amino acid metabolic process; serotonin biosynthetic process
Cellular component (GO): neuron projection
Molecular function (GO): tryptophan 5-monooxygenase activity; iron ion binding
Source: RefSeq, a predicted model, not a curated record